UCCAGCUGAUCGGCCCAGGAAUCCCCGGUGGUUCCGUCCGUCGUUGGCUUUGACGGUUCGGUGUCUCACAGUCGCUAAACUGCCCGAAUCCUUCGCACACAGGGGCCGCUCGUGUCGGCGAAUCGCUCCCCGAACAGAUAAACUCGAGAAGAAUCGCCUGUCGGCCGUGGAUGUUGAUUCGCAGCCGUGUUGGAUCGAAAGGCAAACAGAAGGCCCUCACUCCAUCCCCGGAUUCACCUGCUUCGCCCGCAGCCUGACAACCAGCGCCGACAUGGGGGACACCGGGAGCGAAGGCAGCAAGCCUCCGAGUAACGUUAACGUCGUGCCACCGCGCUGUCCGUGUGGCUUUUGGGGGUCGAGCAAAACCAUGAAUUUGUGCUCCAAAUGUUUUGCAGACGUCCAAAAGAAACAACCAGUUGAUGAUUGUGCCCCGAAACCUUCCACCAGCUCCAGCAGUAGCCAAACAGACAUCUUCUGUAAUGAACCAAACAGCAACAACAACAACAGCAGCAGCUGUCAGACACUAGCAACACCGGAGGAGCCAGAAGACUCGGGAGCCACCUCUCGACCCGCUCAGGACGAAGUUUCCAGCACAGACACUGUGGUCUUCAGUCCUCUCUCCACUCCCACAAAACGCUCCUAUGAGUCUGCCUCCGAGUCUGAAAGUGACGUCUCCCCGGCGAAGCAGGCGCGAGUCGCGGAGCUGCCAGAAGGUGAAGAGUCGUCGUCCUCGUCCUCAACGUCUGCUUCAUCGUCAUCCUCGUCUCGCAGCGGCUCGAAACAGCGGAGCCGCAAACGUUGCCAUCGAUGCCAAACCAAACUGGAGCUGGUGCAGCAAGAGCUGGGCUCCUGUCGCUGCGGCUACGUCUUCUGCAUGCUCCACCGGCUCCCGGAGCAGCACGAGUGUAUGUUCGAUCACCUGGGCCGCGGUCGGCAGGAGGCGGUCCUCAAGAUGGUCAAGCUGGACCGCAAAGUAGGCCGCUCCUGCCAGCGCAUCGGAGAGGAAUGCUCCUGAGCGUGCGCUUUUGCAAAAAUCUGGAGAUUGUGUCUUAGCACGAAGAGGGAUUACUUUUUUUUUUUCCUUCCUGUUUUACCUGCUUAUUUUCCCCCUGGACUCUUGCUGUUUGGAUUCAAAUGUAGACUUAUCUAAAGUGAUACCUUUGGCUUCUGUUCCCCCCGUGACAUCCCUGCUGCUAAGAUGCCUUUUGGAAAACCCUGUUAUUGGAAUAAGGAAAUUUCGGCCUCACAUUUUGUAAGCAGAGUAAUGUGAGUGGACUUUUGUUGGAUUAAGAGAAGAACUGUUUUCUUUUUUGUGACAAAACUGCGGAAGCCUGUGAAGAGACUCUUCUGUAAGAUGGAAUGACGAGCACCCUACCGUUUAUAGACUUUGCUAUUUACCUCAAAAUCAGACUGAGCUGAGUUCCACUCUGGACUUGGUGAACAAACUCAGUUAGUCAGUGUCUUAACCCCUCGUACUCCCACCACCUCUUCUCCUAAUCUGUAGACACCCGGUUUCACAAUCCACCUCAGGAUUUCUAAUCUCCCCCGAUGUUCCUUCCCCGCCCCUAGAAGUUCCAGGACCGACUCUGUGGAGAUGUGUAAGUGUAUCCGGAAUAUUCAUUGUGACUCAUAAGAACUGUUGUGAAUCACACACACGGGCCCGGCUCCACACCGGUGGAUCUGGAGGUAAAAUGCAGAGGAUCCGACGUCUUCCUCGUUGAGUAGUUUCCGACUUGUUCCCCACCCGUCACAUGUUCCGUGUGUGCUUAGUUACCAGGACAAUAAUAAUGUGCAAGACCUGAAAAUGCUGCACCCGUGACUGAUCCUCGGUGGCGGCGGCAUCGUUUUUAGGUUGUUCAAAGUUCAGGUCGCACAUCCUGUCUUACUUCAUUUCAGUUCUCAACACUUAAGAAGGAUUGUUUGUGGCACAAAGUUGGGUUUGAUUCUUCAGUUCUUCACUUGUUUUUGAUCUCAGAUCGUGACGAACUCGUGCACCUCUUUUUUCCCCCCCCUCCUUCACUUAUCGAUUGCUCUACUUUAUUUUCCUCCCGUUCUUUUCUUGCGUGGAAGCAGGAACGAAGCUGGUUGGGGUUGUGAAUGUUUAAAUCAGCUAAUAAGUUAUUUCCAAAUAUUUCCUUGUGGACUAUAGAACUGUAUCUUAAAAAGAAAAACCUCAUUUAACCCCCCUUUUUUUGCAUUUUAAAUUUACUUAGUGUAGGUCAUACCUGGAUCAUUUGUUCAUUAAGUAUUCAAUUGAGAGCUUUCUUAUUCUCGUUGCAUCUUGAAACUGAAAGAAACUAAGUUCUGUACUCGAAAGACCUGUUAACCCGCUAACUAGGGUCCAGGAUCUGCCCAAAAAAGUGCAUUCCACUGAGAUCUACUACUCUAUUUUGUCAAAUAUUAAUAUAACGAAAGACAAGGCGACAGAAAGUGGAUGUUUGAUUGCUCUGAUUUAGAUCUCUUUGAAGCUUUAGACCAAGAAUCUUGAAUUCUGAAUUAAUCUGGCUUACUCAAUUUGCGCAACGAAUCUGGUUUUCACUUAUUCGAUGCCUCAAUUUCAUAUGAAAUGAACAAAUGAAACCAGGACUAGUGCUGUUUUCGUUCAAUUCCGUCGGAAUGUUUGGGAAGACACAUGGAAAAUAUAUUUUUGUCUCUUUAUGUUUUGCUUUCUACCCGCUUUUCUUUAACUGAGAGAGAAUAAACUGGAUUAGACGAAAUAGAA
Synchiropus splendidus (mandarinfish) is the source of this 2722-nucleotide messenger RNA. Its product is annotated as AN1-type zinc finger protein 3-like. Gene Ontology annotation, molecular function: zinc ion binding; DNA binding. The coding region runs from base 272 to 1015 and encodes 247 amino acids. The transcript has 6 exons. The record is from RefSeq and is a predicted model, not a curated record. NCBI's taxonomy places the organism in Eukaryota, Metazoa, Chordata, Actinopteri, Syngnathiformes, Callionymidae.